Messenger RNA from Symbiodinium pilosum, 351 nucleotides. NCBI's taxonomy places the organism in Eukaryota, Dinophyceae, Suessiales, Symbiodiniaceae. The record is from the annotation of a GenBank genome assembly.
AUGGAUUUGCAAGCCAAUCCGGUCAAUGAGAUCCUGUACGUGAGCUUCAACCAGGACUUCACUUGCUUUGUUUGCGGAACAGAGAGCGGGUUCCGCGUCUACAGUACGGACCCUUUCCACCUCACUUUCCGAAGAGAUUUCGAGGAUGGCAGUGGCUUAGGGGUCAUUUGCAUGCUGUUUCGCACGAACAUCUUGGCCUUCUCUGGCGGCGGGAAAAAUCCGCGAUUCCAACCCCACAAGGUAGUUCUGUGGGAUGACCGGCACACCCGGGUCAUGGCCGAGCUGAGCUUCAAAACAACGGUGAAGUCUGUGAGGCAUGCGCUUUCCGGAUUGUGUCAUGUCCUUGUUUGA